GCAAGGGAGAGAGGCAGCGUUUGCAGGCAAUGUAAUUGACAAGGCUCGCAGUGGUGAAAUAAACACGCUUCAGCCAAGGCUCAGUUUUUUAUUGCACAAUUUUGACUCUUGACGCAUCGCCCGCACAGCGCACAGACCUGAUUUCGAUUAUUUUCACCCGAUUAAUUCAUCCGUGUGAAAUUAUGUCCCGAUCGGCGCAGAUCCAGCCGGCAAGAUGAUGAUUUUACCAAGGAGAGGCUCAGAUCGUGUGCCCGACUCGGUGGUCUUGGUGAUCUUGGUGGUCGCCGCUUCUCUUGGUACCGUCUUCGCCAAGGAUACAGCCUUUGUGGAAGUGGUUCUGUUCGAGUCCAGUCCCAAUGGAGAUUAUACUACUUACACGACUGGCUUGCAAGGACGGUUCUCCAAAGCAGGAGCCACUAUCAGCGCGGAGGGGGAGAUCGUUCAAAUGCAUCCUUUGGGACUAUGUAAUAAUAAUGAUGAAGAGGACCUAUACGAGUAUGGCUGGGUUGGUGUGGUGAAGCUGGAGCAGCCGGAGUUGGACCCCAGUUGUCUCACGGUGCUUGGAAAGGCAAAGAGAGCGGUGCAGCGGGGAGCCACAGCCGUCAUCUUUGAUGUAUCUGAGAAUCCGGAUGCCAUCGACCAGCUCAACCAGGUUGCUGAGGAUCCCUUGAAGAGGCCGGUGGUUUACGUGAAGGGCAACGACGCCGUCAAACUGAUGAACAUCGUCAACAAGCAGAAAGUGGCCCGUGCUCGGAUACAACACAGACCACCGAGGCAGCCCACAGAGUAUUUUGACAUGGGCAUCUUUCUGGCCUUCUUCGUGGUGGUGUCGUUGGUUUGCCUCAUUUUGCUCAUCAAGAUCAAACUGAAGCAGAGAAGAAGCCAGAGCUCGAUGAACAGAAUGGCCAUCCAGGCUCUGGAAAAGAUGGAGACAAGAAAGUUCAAGGCCAAAGGCAAGGGACAGCGCGAGAGCAGCUGCGGAGCCUCUGAUUCGCUGAGCAGCAGCUCCACCUCUGACUGUGCCAUUUGUCUGGAGAAGUACAUCGAUGGUGAGGAGCUGCGGGUUAUCCCUUGUGCCCACAGAUUUCAUAAGAAAUGUGUCGACCCCUGGCUGCUCCAACAUCACACCUGUCCCCACUGCAGACACAACAUCAUUGAGCAAAAGAAGGGAAAUCCAGGACCAGCAUGCAUGGACCCCGGCAAUCCAGUUCAUGGCAGGCAACGAGUGGUCCUGCCAGUUCAUUACCCGGGAAGGGUGCACCGUGCUGGUCAGGUGACAGCUUACCCAACUAGAACCAGCAUGGACCCGCAUGGCAACCCAAUCACGGUGCUCACUGUGGACCAGCACCCAGAUCCCCAAGGUCUGUACCCACCCCAAUCGACGUCGGCUUUUCUCCGGAGCUACCACCCCACUCUCCUGGAGCAUUCAAUCAACCCUCAUCACUGUGGAUUAGAGCACCGUGGACCCCCUGCUUACCCUUCACAGCCUCAUCAUGUUACGUUUAAAAGACCCAAAAUCCAUAAUCGCAACUUCUCCCGGGCAGCCUGUUUUUCGCAGUAUGAAACCAUGUACCAGCACUACUACUUUCAGGGGCUGACUUUCCCUCAACCUCCUGAUGGUGGCCAAGGAUCUGCUGUGCCAGGGCAGCUUGGUGGAGGAGGGGUCCACAAGAGCCACCACAGCAGGGCUUUUCAGCAAGGGCUGUUGUACCCCACGGUGGUACACAUGGCACCUGCGUCUUCUUCAAGGAUAGCUGAUAAUGGCAGCACUUCUGGCCUUAGCUGCUAUCACGGGCACCGCUCAGUGUGCAGCGGCUACCUCGCUGACUGUCCUGGCAGUGAUAGCAGCAGCAGCAGCUCUGGCCAGUGCCAUUGUUCCUCCAGUGACUCCAUGUUGGACUGUACUGAAGUCAGCAACCAGGGGGUCUACGGUAGCUGCUCUACUUUCCGCAGCUCACUGAGCAGCGACUACGAUCCUUACGUUUACCGGAGCAAGAGUCCGUGUCGGGGCUCCGGGGGGGAAGCGGGAGCUACGGCUUGCAACACAGUUUCAGCUGAGGACUCAUCUUCCCCUGCACCCUUGGGACAUGACUGCCUCCAGCUCCCAGCUGGAGCUUCAGGAUAUAACACGGGGGACCAUCUCUCCAACUGCAGUUUGGAGCCCAACUAUAGCAGUCGCUCAUCACUGGAACCCAGGGAGAACAGCAACAAUAGUACUACCUCAGCCGGGGCUUCAGAGGCUGCCGGAGGUGACAGGGGACAGGGGGCACAAGAGGAGUCGGGGGAGCUCGGGGCCGCAGCCUGUAGCUGCUGUUUUGAGGUGCUUCCGCCCAAUGUUGAGUGCAAAGGGCAGGACUUGGACCAAGCAGGGCGUCUUGCCUCCGAACGCUGUCACAGGGAAAUGGACUUCCAGGGGUCAACCUCCAAGAACUACUUUGCCUCUGAGCAAUUGUGCCCUUCCUCUGAGCAGGUGAGCUAUGAAGGGCUGCCUUGCUGCUUCUACAAAGAGAUGAAGGUCCACAGGGCCACAGCAGGGCGUUAUACUGAGGACUACGCUGUUAAUGUGCAGUAUGCACACGCAGACUCAGAGGCCUGCUCAGGACAGGGCUGCUACGAACUCAACCAGAGAAUACCCAUUAUUCCUGAGGACACAGAUUGUGAAUCGGGUACAGGGGCAGAGACCCAGAGCAGUUUAUUACCAGUCAGUGUCACAGUGGAGACGGAGUUGCGGACAGGGGAGCAGCGUGAGCCCACGGACAGGUACUUCACCUCAGGACAGUUUAGAGGUCACCCAUACCUUCAAGAGGAGGAGACCAGGGCUUUGUUUCACCCUCAGCUCUCUGCAAGCCCCACUGUACUGGGAAGCAGUACUUCAACAUAUGAGGGAGGUUUGGGCAUAUGAACCUGAGUCCUGAAAGAAUGGGACAAUGUAUGUGGUACCGUGUCAGUCAAUCAUUGAAACCCUCAGUUGCCUUGUUCUAGCCUUGCUCUCUGAGCACUGAAUGUUAUCAUCUUAGAUUGUGUGGAUUUCUACUGAAAU
Messenger RNA from Pundamilia nyererei, 3040 nucleotides. RefSeq names its product zinc and ring finger 3 (gene znrf3). Bases 215 to 2902 code for a protein of 895 amino acids. The transcript has 8 exons. Lineage: Eukaryota; Metazoa; Chordata; Actinopteri; Cichliformes; Cichlidae. The record is from RefSeq and is a predicted model, not a curated record.